This is a messenger RNA of Brachypodium distachyon (stiff brome), 1834 nucleotides long. RefSeq lists its product as uncharacterized. Lineage: Eukaryota; Viridiplantae; Streptophyta; Magnoliopsida; Poales; Poaceae. Gene Ontology annotation, molecular function: protein binding. The record is from RefSeq and is a predicted model, not a curated record. The transcript has 2 exons. The coding region runs from base 158 to 1567 and encodes 469 amino acids.
UCCCCAAAAUCCGACUAGUCUCUAGUCUCCCACUCUCCCGUGCUGAGAAGAGAAAUUGAAACCAAACUACGCAGCAGCUAGGGUUUCUCCCGGACUGAACGAGCUAGACCCCAUUCUCCGGCGGCGGAGCGGCGCGGCAGACCAGAGACAGGUCCUCAUGGAAACGGCCACCCUCGACCACCGGCGUAGUGUGCUGCCGCGGCCACAUUGCGUCGAGGAAAUGGAGUCGCUGCCGAUCCCCGACGAGCUGCUGCCGGAGAUCUUCCUCCGCCUGCCCUCCCCUGCCGACCUCGCCCGCGCCUCCGCCGCCUGCGUAUCCUUCCGCCGCGUCGCCGCCGACCGCGCCUUCCUCCGGCGGUACCGCAAGCUCCACGCCCCACCCCUCCUCGGCUUCCUCGAUAGCAAGGUCUUCCAUUCCGCCGCCCCGCCGCACCACUCCGCGCCGGCAGCCAGCGCGGCCGCCCUCGCCGCCGACUUCUCCUUCUCCUUCCUCCGAGCCCCCGCCUUCGACUGGGCCGUCCAGGACGUCUGCGACGGCCGUGUCCUCCUCGACAGACCCAGCCAGCGCGACAUCGAUGAGGAGCGCCGAUACGAAGUCGUCUUCCCGGAGAUGGUGGUGUGCGACCCCUUGCAUCGGCGGUACCUUCUGCUUCCCCCGAUUCCUGACGACCUAGCCGCUUCGGUGGAGCACCCACUUUGGAAAAAACGGCAUCGUUACUGCGAGACCUUCCUAGUUCCAUCUGAGGACGAGGACGACGAGACGUCAUUCAACGUGAUCUGGAUGGUGCAGUGUGCAACGAAGGUGGUCGCCUUGGCCUUCUCAUCCAGCACCGGGCAAUGGCGAGCUGUUUCAUCCCAGAGUUGGAGCAAUUUGUUUGCUGGCUUGCUAUCGUCCACAGGGCACAUUCUCUUCAGAUGCCGCCAAUACGCCUAUGGCUGUUUCUACUGGGUGACGGACUGCAGGGAAUACUUGCUGGUUCUCGACACCUGGAGGAUGGAGUUCUCCCUUGCUUACCCACCAACCGAAGCAAGAGGAGAUUGUAAUAUUGAUAUAGGCAUCGUGGAGACGGGGGAAGGCGGGCUUGGGAUGUUUCUGCAUGCACGGAUGUCAUCUGACCUCACUUAUUACACUCUUAGGCAAGGGAUUGGUGGGAGUUCCAGCAAGUGGCACAAGGAGAAGACAGUUUCACUGGGCUCUAAGUACAUGUUCAUAGGUUCAACGGGAAGCUACUUGGUCCUGCAUCAGGGGGGAAGUUACGCGCUCGAGAGAGGCUGUUUGACACUGGAUGUCAAAAUGUUCCAGCUCGAGAGAGUGUGCGCUUUGAAGUAUUUCAUGUCUACGGCGCUCGCAUAUUGCAACUUUCCGCCAUCAUUGCUGUCGACACCAAGAGUAUCAAGUGGUACUCAGGAAGCCGUUGAGGAGGCGAUACUGGAAGAAAGCGCAGUGGCAAGUGCGCUGCAAGUUGAAGAGCCUUUUUAUAGGCAUCACGACGACACUACUUCUGUUGAUGAUGCGGAUGCUGGACAUCAGGCUGGCGUGUCGACGACUGGAGAUGGUGCUGAUUGAGGCUGUUCUUCUGUAGUAUGGGGUGUCUGGCCUUUGUUUGGUAGUAGUAUGGUCAUAGAAUGAUAAAACCUGUAGAGUUUGUGUGUGUGCACAAUCAGUCAGUUGGAUAGAUUAAGACUGUGUAACAGACUAACAGCCAAAGUUGGCCUUCUGUAGCGCCUCCAAGGCUAUGAUCAUUUCUUUCUGCAAUACCUGUUUCCUUCUUGUGUUUAAUUUUGUCGGACAUGAAGCGUCCAGUGAGAAAUGAAAUUAUGAGUCCCACUGGCA